Messenger RNA from Saccharomycopsis crataegensis, 2790 nucleotides. It is a transcript of the gene NPR1, whose product is annotated as serine/threonine protein kinase NPR1. The coding region runs from base 1 to 2790 and encodes 929 amino acids. Gene Ontology annotation, cellular component: cytosol. NCBI's taxonomy places the organism in Eukaryota, Fungi, Ascomycota, Saccharomycetes, Ascoideales, Saccharomycopsidaceae. Gene Ontology annotation, molecular function: protein serine/threonine kinase activity; ATP binding. The transcript has a single exon. The record is from RefSeq and is a predicted model, not a curated record. Gene Ontology annotation, biological process: protein phosphorylation; intracellular signal transduction.
AUGGACAAACAUCACACUGAGGCUCGCUCAACUUCCUCGUUAACCAGGCUUAUUCAAGGCAAUUCUGGCUUGAGGUCGGCGUCGGCGUCUCCCACGACUUCUCCAAAUCCAGAGAUCUCAUCAUCAGUGUCUUCUUCUUCAUCCUCAACCUCUUCGCCUAGAAAUAUACAGAACUCUGCCGCUUCCAACUCUAAUAACUCCUCACAAACAAAGAUUAAAUCUAAUUUGAAUUUUAGCUACACUGUGAAAGACGUGGAGAAAUCGGAACUCUCUUCGGCUUUGAAGAAUCCUGACAACUUCCCGAAAGCAAACGAUGGAGAAAGCCUCUAUUUCUCACCCCAAUAUGGCCAGCAGAUUGAUGAUGAGGAUUAUGACCCACUAGAAGUGUCAUUAUCACAGGACACUCAUCAUGCUCCGAUCAACUCGCCACUCAAACAAAAGGACCAUAUUGAUGGAAAAAACCCGUUUGAUGACAACGAUCGCAAGCCAAACACUGAUAAUGAAGUUUCUCUUAUGAAUGGUCUUUCGAUUUCCAAGGAAGGAAAAUCAGUUCCAAUGACAAGUAAUGAAUCUAGCUCUUUUACUGACAGCAGCGUGAGCACCAUCACUUACAUUCCUUACAAUGGACGGGUUGUGAAAAAGAAUAGUGUUAGUGAUGCUCCUAUAGACUUUAGAAGAGGCUCUAACGCCUCUGACUUCAACUGCGUAUCUUACUCUCCAUUUUCAUCGUCUAUUCCUUAUUCUGCUCCAUACAGUGGCUCGAAAAGUCAACUGAUCACUAGUCCGACUCAGACUACUUACGAAUCCCAAGGGUUCAGUUUUCCGGCAAAUGGGAACAUCAUUGAUAGCAACCAUAUUCUAUCGCCAAAGGUGAAUGAUUUAAAUAAUAUUGAGAUCGAUCAACGAUUCAUCGUGACAAAGUCAAAAAUCAAUUACAUUCAUAAUUCCCCAUCUUAUCAUAAUGGUGAUAGCAAAUCAUCAUCCAAUGGGUCGAUUUCUAGAAAUUCCUCUAUGGCAUCAUUAAGCAAUUUUUUCAAACAAUCAAGAAAGAAUUCUUCUUCCUUAACUAACAUGAAUAAUGGGGGAUCAUACAGUUAUACUGCGGGCGCCAGUUGUACAGUGACCAGUGCUAACGGAAAUUUCAACAAUAGCUCUCCGUCAGAGCUUUUCAACAGCGAUCAGCCACUUCCCCAACCCCAAAGUGAUGGGUGUGCCUCAUAUGAUCCACCUAGAUCUCUAAAGAGUAGAUCUUCAAAGCAUGAUUUAAAGAAGUUUUUCUCUAGACGUAAACCGGGAUCCAACUCAGAUGCUAUUAGUAUUGGGACCAAGACCAAUAAUUCUAAUAGCCCAAAUUUCAAUAGCAACGGAAACAGUUAUGGAAGUGGUAGCCACAGUUAUAAUUCCCCUGUUUCUCCUUCGAUUAAUAUUCCAAAUAGCAAAGGUUCGGCCAGUAACUUGUAUACCAAUCAAUCAUCAUCGUUGAACAAUAACAGUGUUCCUCAUCAUGAACAACAGGUCUUGCCAUUCAGCAAAAGGUAUAAUAAAAUGAGUGAGAGUUUGGGUGCUGGGGCUGGUGGCUCUGUCAGAAUUGUCAAGAGAGUCUAUGAUAAGAAAAUUUUUGCUGUUAAAGAUUUCCGUGCAAGAUUUGCCAACGAAAGCAAAAAAGAUUAUACCAAAAAAAUCACUAGUGAAUAUUGUAUUGGAUCAACUUUAAAAAAUACCAAUAUCAUUGAAACAAUUGAAAUUUGCUACGAAAACGAUAAAAUCUACCAGGUUAUGGAAUAUUGUGAGUUUGAUUUGUUUGCUAUCGUUAUGAGUGGUAAAAUGACAUCGCACGAAGUUGAUUGUUGUUUCAAACAAAUCUUAAAAGGUGUUAGAUAUUUACACUCCAUGGGUUUGGCGCAUAGAGAUUUGAAGUUGGAUAAUUGCUGUAUCACCGAAAAAGGGAUCGUGAAAAUUAUUGAUUUUGGGUCCUCAGUGGUGUUUACCUAUCCUUUCAGCAACAAGAUCCUUGAAGCAGGAGGUAUUGUUGGGUCUGAUCCAUAUUUGGCCCCAGAAGUGGUAGUGUUCCAAAAAUAUGACCCUAGACCAGUGGAUAUUUGGUCUGCCGCUAUCAUCUAUUCGUGUAUGACCUUGAGAAAGUUCCCUUGGAAAGUACCAAAACUAUCUGAUCAAAGUUUCAAAUUAUUUGCCACAAGAGGUGAUGGGACCGAAAGCUUGAAUUCAAUGUUGAAAAAAGUAAGAGAACCUGUUUCUACCAAUGGUUCUGCUUUAACAGAUGGAAAAACUGAUGCUUCCUCUUCCAAAAAUGAUGGAAAUGCUGAAGGUUCAGUAACUGAUGAUUCAAAGAAGGACACCCCGUUGACCACACCGGAAUCAUCAAGUUCCAACGCAGCUCCAGAUUAUGAUAAACCACUACCAUCACCAAGAAAAUCCACUUCUAGUCCAACUAAAAAUCAUCCGCCAGUGGAUAAGGAUCAAGGAGCCAACCCUGACGCCUUGAAAUCCAAAUCUACCUCGGGUGAAGCCAGGUUAUUGAAAGCUUUGCCAAAUUAUUCGAGACCAUUGAUUAGCAAGAUGGUUCGGUUAGCUCCAGCAUGUCGUUGUACUAUUGAAGAAAUCUUUGAAGAUGAAUGGUUGGAAAGUAUUGAUGAGUGUUAUGAAGAUGAUGUUGAAGUUGCUGCUACUGGCGAGAAAAAAUUAUACGAGGGUGCCAACCAUACUCAUACUAAGGUAGACCAAUCAGAAGCUCACAUUGCCUACUUGGAAAAGAAGAGAGUUAGAAAAUGA